This is a messenger RNA of Trichobilharzia regenti, 1839 nucleotides long. Lineage: Eukaryota; Metazoa; Platyhelminthes; Trematoda; Strigeidida; Schistosomatidae. The record is from the annotation of a GenBank genome assembly.
AGUAAAUGAUGCCUAUGAACGGUGUGCUACUCUUAUUCGCCUUACUGUUUAGCUGUUCAACCCAAACUCUGGCAUUAAUUCCUAAACCAACAAACUAUGCAAAAACUACUACGGCUUGUAAUCUACCCUUGGAUACUAAAUUUCAACAUGACUAUCCAUCGUGUUAUAUAUUGACAAGUUGUUUGAGGAGAUUUGAGUCACGGUUAAUAACAAAGCAUAUGCCUAUGCCUGAAGUAAACUCAGACGAUUGCAUUAUAGACAGUAUAAAAAUUGAGAUAAGGAAUGGUUGUGAUGAAAGUGAGUAUGGCGUUUGGCCUAGUGAGUCAAUGGAUGAAUCCUAUAUUGUUAGCAUACUCGAAGGUGAAAUUAAGAUAAACUCGAAUGAAAUAUGGGGUACUAUGCGUGCAUUGGAAACUAUUCUUCAACUGAUAUAUACAAAUAAUUUCGGUGAGAACAUUAUAUUCAACGGCCUCAUAGAAGAUAAUCCCAAAUACUCGUACAGGGGAUUGUUAGUGAACACAGCGAAAUACUUUAUACCUAUAGAUACUUUAAGAAGAACUAUAGAUACUAUGGCAAUGGUAAAGAUGAAUGUUCUACACUGGCAUAUUACAGAUGAUGAGUCAUUCCCCUAUGUUUCAUCUGUAUAUCCUGAACUUUCAGAGAAGGGUGCUUUUCAUCCACAAACCUGUACAUACAAUGAAUUAGAUAUCACAAGUCUGUUAGAAUAUGCUCGUUUACGUGGAGUUCGUGUUAUUCCAGAGCUUGACACACCAGGACAUACACUUUCCUGGGGAAAAGCAUACCCACAUCUGCUCACAGAAUGUUUUGAUAAGUCUGAACCAGAUGGAAAUUUCGGUCCUAUGAAUCCAGCUAGACAAUUCACCUAUGACUUUUUAGAGAAUAUUUACAAGGAAGUCAUUCUCAGAUUUCCCGAUGGUUACAUUCAUCUAGGUGGUAAUGAUAUCUAUCUACACUGUUGGAAGUCGAAUCCAGAAAUAAUUGAAUUCAUGUCAGCAAUGCAAUUCGGUAAUGAUUAUUACAAAUUAGAAGCGUAUUAUAUGGAAAAUCUUGUACAGAUUGUUUUGAAUGCAACAAAUCCUGAACCCACAACUACACCAAUUAUAUAUCAAGAGAUAUUUGAACAUGGAUUUAACGGUGAUAACAAUACAAUAAUUCAUGCAUGGAUCACAGAAAAUUGGAAAUCUGUAGCAAAGAAAGCCACUGAAAAAGGGUAUAGGGUGAUUGUUUCCGGUGCUUGGAAUCUUAAUUCUCUGGUAUACGAAGGUGACUGGGUAUGGUAUUAUAAACAGGAUAUCAGGGAUUUUCAAGGUUCACCUGAACAAAUGGAAUUAGUGAUCGGUGGUGAAGCUGCCGUAUGGAGUAAAUAUGUCGAUGAAACAAAUUUAAUAUCUCUAGCCUGGCCAAGAGGAGCUGCUAUAGCUGAACGUCUUUGGUCAGAAGAUAUUGGAGAUGUACAGGAUUUUCGUCAACGAUUAAGUGAACUUCAGUGUAGAAUGCUUAGAAAUAGAAUUAAAGGUCAUCCAGUAAAUGGACCAGGAUUUUGUCCACCUUAAAACUAACGAACUGGACAAUUCUCUUUUACUUCAUUUGACUAUUAUACUAAUCGUGGUGUUAACUUUCUACAUUCUUUACCAAUGGGAAACAGUGUGAAUAAACUUUUCUUAUAUCCACUCUGCAUAAAUCCAUUUUCUGUGUCUAAUUAAUUGAUGCAUCAUUCUGAUUUAUAUUCAAAUAUUGUGUUUGUAAGUUGUUAACUGAUUUCAUACUAGAUUCUGUUACAAAAUGAAAUCACAGAAAGAUUGAGCGAAGAAAUAUUUA